AUGGCUAUCGCCGGGAUACAUGAAGGUUUCGGGCCUCAAAAGGCACCAGAAUAUUUCUCCAGUAAGAUAUCCAGAACAAAGGCACUCAAAGAGCAACGGGCAAAAAUCUCCAGGUUUCUCAAGAACGUCCGCAUGGAUGUGGCCUCCCAUAGAGGAAGAGAAGAAAAAAAAAACGGCAAGGAAAACAAUAUUUUGGAUACAGGACCAGAGAGAGCAAGGAAACUAAGGGGCACAUUAAGGAAAAAUAAUGGGGACUACCUGAUGAGUUCGGAUGGAUAG
Molecule: messenger RNA, 279 nt
Organism: Paracoccidioides brasiliensis Pb18
Exons: 1
Coding region: 1-279 (92 amino acids)
Source: RefSeq, a predicted model, not a curated record